Trichomonas vaginalis G3 is the source of this 432-nucleotide messenger RNA. Its product is annotated as Poxvirus D5 protein-like family. The transcript has a single exon. Lineage: Eukaryota; Parabasalia; Trichomonadida; Trichomonadidae. The coding region runs from base 1 to 432 and encodes 143 amino acids. The record is from RefSeq and is a predicted model, not a curated record.
AUGGUUUCAAACAAUGUUGUUCCGAUGAAGUUAGAAAGUUCUGACAGAAGAUAUGUAGUUGUCAGAACGUCAGAUUCUCAUAUGCAAGAUACAGAAUAUUUUGACGACUUAGCAGAAACUUUGACAUCUGACUUUUACAACCACUUGUUCUCAUAUUUUAUGACAUUAGAUAUUUCUAAGUUCAAUCCAAGACAAAUUCCACAUACCGAAGAGAGACAAACAUUGUUAGAAGCAAACAAGAGUGUAUAUGAACUGUUCAUAGAUGAAACUGACUUUGAGUGUUUAGAUGAAAGGUCAUUGUACGAUUCGUAUAAACAAUAUUGUCAAGAAUAUGGUUAUAUGGCAGCUUCUAAACGUACAUUCUUGGCAAAUGUCAAAAGUCUUUUAGAUGUUCAGAAUGGUGUAUAUACAAAGAAAAAUUUUUCUGAGUAA